Notothenia coriiceps (black rockcod) is the source of this 1729-nucleotide messenger RNA. RefSeq lists its product as uncharacterized. NCBI's taxonomy places the organism in Eukaryota, Metazoa, Chordata, Actinopteri, Perciformes, Nototheniidae. The coding region runs from base 7 to 945 and encodes 312 amino acids. The record is from RefSeq and is a predicted model, not a curated record. The transcript is spliced from 6 exons.
UCCAGCAUGCCCCCACCGGGGAGCCCGGGCCCUGACACAGCUCUGGCCCUCACCCUGGCCCUCGCCCUGGUUGACAGUCUGCUGCUGUGUGUGCUCCAGGAGACGCUGCCAGACCCCGGCGUGCCACACAUACAGGCUCUGCUCUUCAGGCUGGAGUCAGUGUCUCACUCACUUGAGAAGGCUGAUAUCAGGUCUGAGUUGCACCAGGACUCUAUUCUGGCAGACAAAGUGAAGAUUAUCCACACCUACCUGCAGCAGAGGAUGAGGUCACUGCGUAGACUCGUGCAGGUGCAGGGGGAUUUUGAAGCCAGUGUGAAAGACAUGCUGGAGGGUCUUGGAGGUCUCUGGGCUCAGCUGGAGGAGCUGCACACCGGGGUCACACUCACCAAAGAGGGGAGCCCCGGAGACCUGGCCUCGGCCCAGACAGACGCAGAGAAUCUGUUUGCAAUCUUGGGGCACUACAGGAACAGACUGCAAUGCUGCCAGGCUCACCUGAAGGACAGCACAGCGCUACUGCAGGAGUUAGCCUGGAGUCACACUCAUAUAAGAAACAACGUGAGCAGCCACAGCGAGUCAGUCUGGCCGGAGCUGCUGCUUCAGACAAACAUUGAGCAGUUUGACAAGGUGCAGGAGGGUUUCCUCUCCCUGGAACAACAGACCACUACGUUCCAGGCCCACCUGGAGGGACUCAGUAAGGAGAGCCAGGAGGGACAUGCGGGGCCCCUCGCUGACGGGGCCCAUUCACGCUCAGUGUCUCCACAGACUUCCCUACAGCUCCACAGUGAUACAGAGCGCAGGAACUCCACCUCUGCCUCCAUCUCUGUCUCCUCUAUGGAUGUGGACACGGAAACAGAAAUGGACGGUCCUCUGACACUUUUUGAGAGGUCAGCGCUGAAGUUCUCCUCCACCAUCAGACGGCUGCGUAAAUCUGGGAAGAGGAAGUAACUUUUUAAUCGGAUUUGGAACACUCACUAGAGCUUUUAUAAAAAGAACGGUUUUAAUUACCACGUGAGAAUAUCUUCAAAUGUUGAUCAUUUGCUAGUUGCCUAAACAAUCGUAUUUAUUGCUUCCUGUGUUUACAUUCUCUGGCUUUAAGAGUUUUACUACUUCUGUUGCUUUUGUUUUUUUGCAUUUCAAAUACUCUUGGUAGGCAACAGCAGCCUUUUCAUUUACAGAAUAGUUCAAACACAAGGGGGCGCACUGUCACCAGAUAUUACCUUUGGUUGUUACAAGCAUAAAGGACAUCUCACAUCACCUAUUCCAUUAUACUGUCAGACCUAUCAUAUACCAUACAGCCAUGUCAGCUCUGCAUUGAGGGAAUGUUUCCCAGACGUUUUAUUUCAAUCGACUCUUUAGGAGGAAAUCGUUUGACAUGUUCCUCCAACAUGUGGCCCAUAAAUGAGUUUCUGUAAGAUCAGAGCAGUCAACCACAACUUGCGUCUGAAGAAUUUUAUAAUGUGAAGAAUGAGAAUCAGCCAUAUGUUUUUUACAGUAAAUUACUUGCACGUACUGAGUUCAUUACGCAUUUGUACUUAAACAGAAUCAUGUAAAAUGGAUGAUUUAUUUUUUCAUCAUUGUGGCUGUGAAGUCUUAUUUUGUGUAUAAUUUCCUAUGAUUUGAUGUUAUUCUAUGUCCAGGAGGAAUAGGUUACAGGUUAAGAAAUCCCAGCUUUUCUUUUUGUACUGCCUCUCUCCAUCAGACUGAGUGGCCGCGAUGCCUUGAGCCCUUC